Molecule: messenger RNA, 1092 nt
Organism: Talaromyces proteolyticus
Lineage: Eukaryota; Fungi; Ascomycota; Eurotiomycetes; Eurotiales; Trichocomaceae
Product: putative tRNAHis guanylyltransferase
Exons: 7
Coding region: 174-1049 (291 amino acids)
Biological process (GO): tRNA modification
Molecular function (GO): tRNA guanylyltransferase activity; magnesium ion binding
Source: RefSeq, a predicted model, not a curated record
GAUCGGUGACGCAGAACACUUUUUGCUCUAACAUUUCCACCGAUCCACUAAUUCAUGAACACGCAAUACCGCUUGAGUUAAAUUUUCUUUGUGUUUUUUCUACAGACAACACAGCGCAUAUUCCGCAUUAAAAACCAAGAGCUAUUUUUCAGCGCGAAUUGUGGUGCGGGGAUAUGGCUAAUUCAAAAUAUGAAUACGUUCGGUCUUUCGAACAAUCAGACAGUCUCCUUCCCGAGACUUGGAUUGUUGUCCGAAUCGAUGGUCGCGGAUUCCACAAGCUUUCAGACCAAUAUGAAUUCGAAAAACCCAAUGAUCGACGAGCUCUAGACCUCAUGAAUGCCGCGGCAGUGGCGGUAAUGAAGGAUCUUCCUGAUCUGAGUAUUGCGUACGGCGUCAGCGACGAAUAUAGCUUUGUAUUUCAUCCUAGUUGUCAGUUAUUCGAAAGAAGGAGCGCGAAACUUGUGACUACGGUUGUGUCCAGCUUUACAGCAGCUUAUAUUAUGCAAUGGUCAUCUUUCUUCCCGGGUAAGGCACUGGAUCUAGCGCAUUUACCGACUUUCGAUGGACGCGCCGUUGUAUAUCCUAGUGCGAGGAUAUUGCGUGAUUAUAUGAGUUGGAGACAGGUGGAUUGUCAUAUCAACAAUUUAUUCAACACGACCUUCUGGGCUCUGGUUUUGAAAGGAGGAUUGACCAAUAUCGAGGCUGAAAAAGAGUUAAGCGGUACCGUAUCAUCCGACAAAAAUGAAAUCCUCUUUCGUCGCUUUGGCAUAAACUACAACAACGAAGCGGAGAUCUUCAAAAAGGGCAGCGUGGCAUACCGACAAUAUCAACUUGAGGAUCCGUCUUCAACAGCAGAGAAGGAACUCGAAAUUCAGACGAAUGUAAAAGAGCUCUCGCGAACGCAGCAGGAAAAACUGCGCAAACUACGUCGCAAGGCGGCGGUUGUUGUCGAGCAUGUGGAUAUUAUCAAAGAUGAGUUCUGGCAGAGGAGGCCGUGGAUAUUGUCUGGGAAGCCAGGGAAGCUUGUAACUGAAGAGGAGAAUAAUUAAAUACAUAUAUCGCUAAAAACGCAAUAAAAGUAUAUGGCAUCAA